CUGGGAUCAGGCCAGAGCUUCAAGAUGGUGCAUUAUGCUUUUUGGUGAUAAGGUCGGCUGUUACGUCGUGAUAUAUCGUGCCACUUCCCGCCCUGAGCUCAUCCCAAGGCCCCAGAUUGUCUGUCCUCUUCUUUUCCGCUGUUCAGGCUUUGACUGCUCCUGACCCCUGACCUCUCACAAUGUCUUCUCCACGCGGCUAUAGCUUCAGUGAGAAAAAGGAUGGGUUACCCCCUCAUAUGCUGGACGAAACCCCCAUCGCCCGGGGCGUGCGUACCCAUUCUCAGAGCGACGACGACGAAGAGCACGCUGUGAGACGCGGCUCACGCAAGCAAUCCGUCGUGGCGUCCAUCAAGGCUAACUAUGGUCUGGCCGAAACACCUAGCUAUCCCGGCAGUAUCGAGGUGGGAUAUGACAGCACCCAUCGAAAAUUGAAGCCGAGACAUAUUCAGCUCAUAGGCAUUGGUGGGACGAUUGGCACGGCCCUGUACGUGCAGAUCGGACGGGGUUUGCUCAAUGGUGGACCUGGGAGCUUGUUUCUGGCUUUUACCAUCUGGUGCACAUUCAUUCUCUGUGUCACAAACUGCAUGGCCGAGAUGGUCACCUAUCUCCCCAUCUCUUCGCCCUUCAUCCGAUUUGCAGGCCGCUAUGUCGACGAAGCCUUUGGCGUUGCCGCAGGCUACAACUUCUUCGUGUUCGAAGCGAUGCUGGUCCCCUUUGAAAUCGUGGCAUGCAACGUCAUUAUCCACUUCUGGAGCGACAUCGUUCCUGCCGGUGGGAUUAUCGCGAUUGUGAUUGUCUGCUAUGCCCUGGUCAAUCUGUUUGCUGUGCAAUGGUACGGUGAGACCGAGUUCUGGCUCGCGCUGGGGAAAGUCCUCCUGAUUGUGGGGUUGAUCAUAUACACGUUUAUCGCCAUGCUGGGCGGCAACCCACUUGGUGACCGAUUCGGCUUUCGAUAUUGGAACAACCCAGGCUCCUUCACGGAACUCUACUAUGACGGCUCACUGGGGAGGUUUCUUGGGUUUCUGCAGUGUCUGAUUCAGGCCUCCUUCACCAUCGCGGGACCCGACUACGUCUCCAUGGCAGCCGGCGAGGCUGAGAAUCCACGCAAAGUCCUGCCCAAGGCGUUCAAGGCCGUCUUCUACCGCCUCACGGCCUUCUUCAUGCUGGGCUCUCUCUGCGUCGGCAUCCUCGUGCCGUACAACGAUCCUGAACUGACCGAGGCCUUUUCGACGGGGAAGCCCGGCGCCGCGGCGUCGCCGUACGUGGUGUCCAUGAACCGCCUGCGCAUCAAGGUGCUCCCACACAUCGUCAACGCCAUGGUUCUCGGCAGCGCGUUCUCGGCCGGAAACAGCUAUGUCUACUGCGCCAGUCGGAGCCUGUUUGGGCUGGCGCUCGAGGGCAAAGCGCCCCGAAUCUUCACGCGCUGCACCAAGAACGGGGUGCCGGUCUACUGCGUGGCGUUGGUGCUGUUGAUCAGUCUGCUGAGCUUUCUGCAAGUCAGCAACGACGCCGCCGUGGUGUUGAGCUGGUUUGUCAAUCUGGUGACGGCGUCCCAACUCAUCAACUUCUCCGUCAUGGCCUUCACGUUCCUCAAGUUCAAGCGCGCCCUCGAGGCCCAGGGCAUCGACCGCAACACCCUGCCGUACAAGUCGUGGUGGCAGCCCUUCUCGGCCUACUACGCGCUAACGGGCUGCUUCAUCAUGACCUUUGUGGGCGGCUACACGGUCUUUCUGCCGGGGUUCUGGGACGUGCCUAGCUUCCUGUUCAGCUACACCAUGAUCGGCGUGUUCCCCCUCCUGUUUGUCUUCUGGAAGUGGUUCAAGAAGACAAAGUGGUUGGGGCCCCUCGAGGUCGACCUCCACACCAGGGACAUGGAUGAGAUUGCCGAGUAUGAGCGGAACUAUGUGCCUCGGCCGCCUAGGAACGCCUUCAUGAAAUACUUUGACAAGAUCUUUAGCUAAAACUCCACAUAACCGUUCAACUGAGGCGGAGGCUGUUAAAGACAGACCUACAGCUGUGAGCCCGUAUCCCUUCUAGGCCUGUCCCGAGCCACUGGAGGCUAUCUUUACGGUCGUUAGCAUUUCAUCUACUAGAUUUGAACCUGUGCCUCCGAAGAGAUGUGAUAACCUAGAACGAGGUCUAGCCACACUGGGGGCUAUCUAGUGUAUAGGCAAUCAAAUAAUUGCAUAGAGUCAGCAAUUCCUCUGCUUGCUCUAUGGCAGACUGAUG
Messenger RNA from Cladophialophora immunda, 2229 nucleotides. RefSeq lists its product as uncharacterized. The record is from RefSeq and is a predicted model, not a curated record. Gene Ontology annotation, cellular component: membrane. Gene Ontology annotation, molecular function: amino acid transmembrane transporter activity. Gene Ontology annotation, biological process: amino acid transmembrane transport. Lineage: Eukaryota; Fungi; Ascomycota; Eurotiomycetes; Chaetothyriales; Herpotrichiellaceae. The coding region runs from base 180 to 1961 and encodes 593 amino acids. The transcript is spliced from 4 exons.